AGUUGGCGGAGUCUCCUUAGGGAACUGGGGGGCUGAACUGCGUAGAAGAGGGUGGCGGGGAGGAGAGCGCUAAGUGGGAAGCGGAACCUGGGGCCUGGGACCCGCCGCGGCAGAGCCAGGCUAGUGAACCGGAGCAAACGACUUCCGAUCCACUCCGCGCUGCAGCGGCACCCUUUUGGGAUUUGAUUUGCAGCAUCUUUGAGCUGGUACCACAAAAACACCCCGCGAAGCACGCCUAGCCCUCCCCUGGCACCCCGAGACAAACCCACUCCCUCCCGGGGACACAGCUGGGCGCGUCCACACCCCCGCAUCCCAUACACCAUGUUGUGCGGAAGGACUUCCACUCCCCGCCUGUGUCGUUGAUGUCAGACCCCAGGCCAGCCUCAGGGCGCUGCAGUUCUCCUGGCUAAUGCUGCGGCUGUGGCUAGGGCUUUAGUACAUAAGCCAGCCGCCGCCGCCGCCGCCGCCCCCCUCCCAGCCGGCCUCAGCGCCCACAGUCUGCAUGUGUGUGCGGUAGCCGGCUGCCCAUCCUGACGCCCGUGUUCCCCGGGAGCUCUGGAGACCACCGCGGGGGCUUCCUCUGCCCGUGGGAGAAGUGGCCUUGGAGGAAUUGAUUUCGGUGGUUGGAUUUUUCUUGUGGAUCUAUCAAUUCACAAUUCGAAUUUGGAAGAAAGAAGGAAAACAUGACGUCUCCAGCCAAAUUCAAAAAGGAUAAGGAGAUCAUCGCAGAGUACGAUACUCAGGUCAAAGAGAUCCGGGCACAGCUCACAGAGCAGAUGAAAUGCCUAGACCAGCAGUGUGAGCUCCGGGUGCAGCUGUUGCAGGACCUGCAAGACUUCUUCCGGAAGAAGGCUGAGAUUGAAAUGGACUACUCUCGAAACCUGGAGAAGCUAGCCGAGCGCUUUCUAGCCAAGACACGAAGCACCAAGGACCAGCAAUUUAAGAAGGACCAGAAUGUUCUCUCUCCAGUAAACUGCUGGAACCUCCUCUUAAACCAGGUGAAGCGGGAGAGCAGGGAUCAUACCACCCUGAGUGACAUCUACCUGAAUAAUAUAAUUCCUCGAUUUGUUCAAGUCAGUGAGGACUCAGGAAGACUCUUUAAAAAGAGUAAAGAAGUUGGCCAGCAGCUCCAAGAUGAUUUGAUGAAGGUCCUGAACGAGCUUUAUUCGGUCAUGAAAACAUAUCACAUGUACAAUGCCGACAGUAUCAGCGCUCAGAGCAAACUGAAGGAAGCAGAGAAGCAAGAAGAGAAGCAAAUUGGUAAAUCAGUGAAGCAAGAGGACCGGCAGACUCCCCGCUCCCCUGAUUCCACUGCCAAUGUCCGCAUUGAGGAGAAACAUGUCCGGAGGAGCUCAGUGAAGAAGAUUGAGAAGAUGAAGGAGAAGCGACAAGCCAAGUACACAGAGAAUAAGCUGAAGGCCAUUAAAGCCCGGAAUGAGUACUUACUGGCUUUGGAAGCAACCAAUGCAUCUGUCUUCAAGUACUACAUCCAUGACCUGUCCGAUAUUAUCGAUCAGUGUUGUGACCUAGGCUACCAUGCAAGCCUGAACCGGGCCCUGCGCACUUUCUUGUCUGCUGAAUUAAAUCUGGAACAAUCAAAACACGAGGGUCUGGAUGCUAUUGAAAACGCAGUAGAAAACCUAGACGCCACCAGUGACAAGCAGCGACUCAUGGAGAUGUAUAACAAUGUUUUCUGCCCCCCUAUGAAGUUUGAAUUCCAGCCCCACAUGGGAGAUAUGGCCUCUCAGCUCUGUGCCCAGCAGCCUGUCCAGAGUGAGCUGGUGCAGAGAUGCCAACAACUGCAGUCUCGCUUAUCCACUUUGAAGAUUGAGAACGAAGAGGUGAAGAAGACAAUGGAGGCUACCCUGCAGACCAUUCAAGACAUUGUGACUGUUGAGGAUUUCGACGUGUCUGACUGCUUCCAGUACAGCAAUUCUAUGGAGUCUGUCAAAUCAACAGUCUCAGAAACUUUCAUGAGCAAGCCCAGCAUUGCUAAGAGGAGAGCCAACCAGCAAGAGACAGAGCAGUUUUAUUUUACGAAAAUGAAGGAGUACUUGGAGGGUAGGAACCUAAUCACCAAGUUACAAGCCAAGCAUGACCUCCUGCAGAAAACCCUGGGAGAAAGUCAGCGGACAGAUUGUAGCCUUGCCAGGCGUAGCUCGACCGUGAGGAAACAGGAUUCCAGCCAGGCGAUUCCCCUGGUGGUAGAAAGCUGCAUCCGGUUUAUUAGCAGACAUGGCCUACAACAUGAGGGGAUUUUCCGGGUGUCUGGGUCACAAGUGGAAGUGAAUGACAUAAAAAACGCCUUUGAGAGAGGAGAGGACCCUCUGGCUGGGGACCAGAAUGACCAUGACAUGGACUCCAUAGCUGGUGUCCUCAAGCUUUACUUCCGGGGGCUGGAACACCCGCUCUUCCCCAAGGACAUCUUCCAUGACUUGAUUGGCUGUGUCACAAUGGACAACCUGCAAGAGAGAGCUGUGCAUAUCCGGAAAGUCCUCCUGGUCCUGCCCAAACCCACUCUGAUUAUCAUGAGAUACCUCUUUGCCUUCCUCAGUCACUUAUCACAGUUCAGUGAAGAGAACAUGAUGGACCCCUACAACCUUGCCAUCUGCUUCGGGCCCUCACUGAUGUCAGUGCCAGAGGGCCAUGACCAGGUGUCCUGUCAAGCCCACGUGAAUGAACUGAUUAAAACCAUCAUCAUCCAACAUGAGAACAUCUUCCCAAAUCCCAGGGAGCUGGAGGGCCCCAUCUACAGCAGAGGAGGAAGCAUGGAGGAUUACUGUGACAGCACUCAUGGAGAGACUACCUCUGCUGAAGACUGCGCCCAGGAUGUGACAACAGAGCACCACACGAGUGAUGACGAAUGUGAGCCCAUUGAGGCCAUUGCCAAGUUUGACUACGUAGGACGGACAGCCCGGGAGCUGUCCUUCAAGAAGGGAGCAUCCCUGCUGCUUUACCAGCGAGCUUCUGAGGACUGGUGGGAAGGCCGGCACAAUGGUAUAGACGGACUCAUCCCCCAUCAGUACAUCGUAGUCCAGGACACCGAGGACGGUGUCGUGGAGAGGUCCAGCCCCAAGUCUGAGAUUGAGGUCAUGUCUGAGCCACCUGAAGAAAAGGUGACAGCCAGAACGGGGGCCAGCUGUCCCAGUGGGGGUCAUGUAGCUGAUAUUUAUCUUGCAAACAUCAACAAGCAAAGGAAGCGUCCAGAAUCUGGGAGCAUCAGAAAAGCAUUUCGGAGUGACAGCCAUGGGCUGGGCAGUUCUCUGACUGACUCCUCCUCCCAGGGGGUGGGGGCUAGCUGCCGUCCAUCCUCUCAGCCCAUCAUGAGCCAGAAUCUCCCCAAGGAAGGGCCAGAUAAGUGUUCCAUCAGUGGCCAUGGGAGCCUCAACUCAAUCAGCCGCCACUCGUCCCUGAAGAACCGGCUGGACAGUCCACAGAUCCGGAAGACCACCACUGCAGGAAGGUCAAAAAGCUUCAAUAACCAUCGGCCCAUGGACCCUGAAGUCAUUGCACAGGAUAUUGAAGCAACAAUGAACUCUGCCUUGAAUGAGCUUCGAGAGCUGGAGCGGCAGAGCAGUGUUAAGCACACCCCUGAUGUGGUUCUGGACACCUUGGAGCCCCUCAAGACCUCCCCAGUGGUAGCCCCCACAUCGGAGCCCUCCAGCCCCCUGCACACCCAGCUCCUCAAGGACCCUGAGCCUGCCUUCCAGCGCAGCGCCAGUACUGCUGGGGACAUGGCCUGCGCCUUCCGGCCCGUCAAAUCUGUCAAGAUGGCUGCCCCGCUCAAACCACCCGCCACACGGCCCAAGCCAACUGUCUUCCCCAAAACAAAUGCCACUAGCCCUGGUGUCAAUUCAUCAGCUUCCCCACAGGCCACCGACAAGUCUUGUACUGUCUAGGGGGUAUAACUUAAUUGUGUUAGACAAGGAGACUGAUGGUUAUUAAAAUCUUCCUAUUUAACUAGCUUGGAGACUUCAGUUGAAAAUAGAUUCUAAGUUGUUCUUACAGGAGUUAGCCUUCCCGUUAUCCAGACCUUGAGAAUGAAGCCCUUGUUACUGCUUUUCCCUUCCUGGCCCUUCCCUCCACUCUUCGCUCCCCUCUGUUGUAAUCCAGCCAGCUACAGUACAUAUUGUUCUUAGGUUAGCCAGAGACAAGUUUUCCAUGGUCGGGUUGCUAUGGUAUCUGCCAAGGCAAGACAUGGGAACAUGGGCCUAUGUCUCUGUCCCUUCAUACCAUAGAGGAUACCUUGAGCAGACGGUUGGCUGCGGCCACCUAGCUCUCAGUGGCAUCUUGUUUUGAGUACUAAUUUAAAAAAUCAUAUAUAGCCCAGUUUUCAUUUUCUAUAAAUAUAUAUAUUCGUGCGCAUGCGCACUCAUGCACACACAGGUUUUUCUGCUCUCUGGUGUAGCCUCUUCUGGUCAGGGACCACUCUUAGUUGUUGGGGCAGUUCACACAGAAGCCACCAGGAGUCUCUGUUCUCAUCACAAACUUCGUUCUGUUUGGAUCAGAGAAACCUGGCCUUCGAAAUCUCUCUGUCCUAGAAAUUGAGCAGAGUGGGACGGUCCUGUGCUCUGAUGUGGGGGUGGGGAUUGUCUUCUUCCUCUUGCUGUGAGUUGGUCACUGCUGUUUGCAUUUGCUCCGCUCCAUCCCGUAGAAGUACAUCUCAAUCUUAUUAAGCUUUUAAAGUUUUUCUGAACAUAGAGACUUUUCUUCAGUUCCUGUCUUUGUCUCUGACACAUCAUUUUCCAUUUAAGACAUUUUCCAAUAUAAGACAGUUUUAUAGCUAGUUCCUUUUAGAGUAAAAAGUCUUAAAGUUUUAUUAUGUUUAUGGCAGGUUUGAAAGGGGUAGGGAAUGGGUCCUUCUUCCUUCCAACUUUUUUGGCAUUUAACAUUUUUUUUUUUUUUUCGAGACAGGGUUUCUCUGUGUAGCUUUGCGCCUUUCCUGGGACUCACUUGGUAGCCCAGGCUGGCCUCGAACUCACAGAGAUCCGCCUGGCUCUGCCUCCCGAGUGCUGGGAUUAAAGGCGUGCGCCACCACCGCCCGGCGGCAUUUAACAUUUUUAAAGUUCACUAUUCUAUUUAAAAAAAUUUAAGUUGCUCUCUGAUAAUCCAAAAAUUGUCCCCAGAUUAAAACUAUUUCAGGUUUACCCCUUGGCUUAGUUUUUUAUAAGACUCUCUCUGGAGGUGGGCAGGGGCUCGGAAAGCACUCGUUCAGUUCUAGAGACCCUGCCUUUGGAGACCAUUUUUUUGUUUAUCCAAACAAGGUCAACUAAGGAAACUUUGACCCCUAUAAACUCAAAAUUAUUUUCCCAAAGGCAGAAGAAUCUUUAAAAGUAAAGAAUUGAAUGCUUUCAUAUUGGGGCCUGCCCUUGGCCUGCUUCAGAUGUGCUUCCAGGGAAUUCUCUAGCCAGCCUGCAAGCCUGGGGCUUGAACACCCACUCCUCUCCAUCCUGCUACCCAAGAGCGCCAGAGCUCGGAAGUCGUGGUUCAGGCUCACGCGUUUCAGCAGCUCCGUGAAGCUCAGGCUCAUUCCUCCUCUCUGGCCUCUGGUUUGAAAGCUGUGCUUUUAUUUAACUUGAUUGCUUUUCUGUAGUUCAAGAGAGACAGUGGGUUGCCAUUCAGGUUGGAAAAUCUGAAUGUUCUUAGCUUCGGGCUAGAAGAGGUCCUUUUGGACCAAUGGUUGGAUCUUUAGAAAGUGGCGGCUGUUUCUCUGUGUGUGAAGGGAAUGGGGAGCUGGAAGGAGUCUCUGAAGAGAAGAGUACCUUGCGGCACCAGGGAGACUAGAGAAGUGAGUGAGUCAUGCAGGGGACAACCCUGGUCCUCGGGCCGCCUGGUUUCUUUCUGCUCUUUUUCCUGACCUGUCAUCUUGACCUGGGCUUGUACUGCUCCUGAGCCAAGGGGGGGCUUUCAGACUCAAGGAUCUCUUUCCUUGCUGAAAUGAUCCCCCGUCCUUACAUUCCUCUUAAUCUAAGUGAUAGAAGUUUCCAACCUGCCCUUUUUCCUCUCUCCAGGACACUACCCUCUAAGAAGGUAAAAACGAAGCUUCUUGAAGACCACACUUUGGGUCUGUUCUCUGUUCUUGCCUUCUCUUUUAGCCCUGUACAUUAUUUGUGUUUGUCAUCCCCUUGGUCGAUGUCCAUCUGCUGACUUGCAUAACGAACUGGACGGUGUACAAGUGGUUCCCUACUAACCCCAGCUCUGGGAGCCUCGCUGUCUUCCUUAUCUCUGGUGCUUCUGACGCCUCUGAGAUGGUCCUGUUAAAAGGAGUAGGAACCAAUAGGAGGAGAGUCCUCCUCGGCAGAGCUCACUUCAACUGGAAUUGAGGUUGCACACUGUGAUUUUACACCCAAAAGCCAAAAGGAGCCAGCCACCCCAGGCCCUGGGCAACUAGCCUCCCUCAGAUAGGCUUGCCCGAAACCAGCAUGAUGCUUCCAAGAGCCCUGCUCUGCCCCUCGUGGCAUGGAUCCUUUCCCUGGUGUGGACUCAGUCUUUGGGGAAGAAAAGUGGUGUGGGGCUACCAGCAUCCCAGUUUGGAACGUAGAGGAGUUUGCCACCAGCAGCUUAUAAACUGGAAAUGCUGGUCUCAGCCAGCCUCCUCAGGCCACCCUUGUUUGUCCCCAAGGAGAUGAGAAAUCCCUCCAGCAUCAGGAUGAACAGACCACUGGAAGGGCUGGUGUGCAUGGACUUCCGUUCAGAAGAGAACUUAGAUCUUCCAGGGAACUGCAAUGUUGUGGCGUCUGAUUUUUAUGUCACAUUUGUGUAAAAUGGUAUGUUCUUUAAAACGGUGUUGAUAACUGGAAUAUUGUAUGUAUGCUUGAAGAUGCUUUGUGUGAACCUAAGACUCACUCAGCCGAUGUUGGAUUGGGGAGAAUCCAAAGCACAACUUCAAAAUAAAACACAUUUUUAGGUUUCA
Peromyscus californicus insignis is the source of this 6913-nucleotide messenger RNA. It is a transcript of the gene Srgap2, whose product is annotated as SLIT-ROBO Rho GTPase activating protein 2. Lineage: Eukaryota; Metazoa; Chordata; Mammalia; Rodentia; Cricetidae. Gene Ontology annotation, molecular function: protein binding. The record is from RefSeq and is a predicted model, not a curated record. Gene Ontology annotation, cellular component: cytoplasm. Gene Ontology annotation, biological process: signal transduction; negative regulation of cell migration.